This is a messenger RNA of Theileria annulata, 825 nucleotides long. RefSeq lists its product as uncharacterized. Lineage: Eukaryota; Apicomplexa; Aconoidasida; Piroplasmida; Theileriidae. Gene Ontology annotation, biological process: protein folding. The record is from RefSeq and is a predicted model, not a curated record. The transcript has a single exon. Gene Ontology annotation, cellular component: cytoplasm. The coding region runs from base 1 to 825 and encodes 274 amino acids.
AUGUCGACUACACAUCCUACCAAUAUCACUACUGAAUGGGAUGAUAUACAGAGAAAAUACGGAAAUCUCCCAAAACUUGAAAAGGAGAAAACAAACGAGGAGCUAGAUAGCGCAUUUGUGGAAGUUACGGAGGAGGAAUUGCUGAGAGAAUCCCGCCUUAAAAAAUGGAAGAAAAAACUAGGUAAUAGAUCCGUAUUUAGGUAUGGAACACCAGUGAAUAUCACAGCAGAUAACUUCGUUGAACAAGUAACAGACGCUUCUAAGUAUAAACCCUCAGAUGCUGAUAAAAAGGACGAUGAAUUUGAGGAUUUGUAUGAUAAAACCGGCUAUUAUGUGCCGGUCUUGCUUUUAGACGAUAAACCUGAGUCUAAACUGCUCAAAAAUGCAUGGAAUAUCUUGUCAAAGAAACAUUCACAUCUGAAAUUUACCGUUGGUUCAGCAAGUAAUGUUCUAAAGGUCGAAGGGAAUAAGUUAACGCCGCCAUCAUCGGUUUUACUUUAUUUUUCUGGUAACUGUAUACUCCAGAAGAACGUUUCCUCACUUUUCAAGCGGGGAAUAUUUGAAUUAUCCGAAGAUACGCUGGAAACCAGGGUUGCAAAUGCACUAGAAAACAUACUUAACAGUGCCCAGGGACACUUGCCACUCGUCAGGGAUAAAGACAAGGAGGAAUCAUCGGAAUCAGAAUCGGAUACAGAUUACCUUAAAUCGUCUGGAAAGGAUUUGAGAACUGAUUUCUUGAACAAGUUGACUCGAGGAAAGGUCUCAGACUUGGAAACGUCGAAAACAUACUCAUCAUGGAUACUAGAUAAAGCACUUGGAAAUUAA